AUGGGAUUCAAUUGUACUCACUACCAACACCAAUUCCGCGAGAAUCUGGGCAAGGACCAACCACCGCUACCGGAGGAUCAACAAGUGUUCCAAACAAUAUUCCUGAACGAUCAAGAAAAAGAUCUCUGGACAUGGAACGAUAUUGACCCAUCAAAGAUCAUAGCCCGCAAAUGGUGGCACCAAUUUGGUCAUCGUUGGCAGCAUUAUCUCCGGGUUGUUCCGGGCAUGAUGUUCAUCAAUGGUACCAACCGAACCCUCUAUGCUGGAAGUUGGACUAUGGUAAAUAUGCACGAGAUUGCCUGCAUAUCCGGUAUUGCAGCGGCAUACCAGCUUGGCGCCACCUAUGAGCCAUUCGAUGACUUCGCGGAAGACUUCUUCGCCAAAUACUUACUAGUAUGCCAUGGGACGAGAUACAAGAAGGAUAGAGCAAAGAGCACGUAA
Molecule: messenger RNA, 441 nt
Organism: Penicillium salamii
Lineage: Eukaryota; Fungi; Ascomycota; Eurotiomycetes; Eurotiales; Aspergillaceae
Source: the annotation of a GenBank genome assembly